UCUUUCUCUCCUCCGGCUAUUCCUCCGCGACCCCAGUACUCGCCGUAUCAGUAGGUCGCGCACCGACCUGCCCCUAGGAGGAGGAAGGAGCAGGAGCAGGAGGAGAUGGCGAGCGUGAGAGGAGCAGGGGAUGCAGGGGAAGGGGAGUGGCUCAAGGUCGCCGAGCUCAAGGCCAUGGCUGGAGCUCAGGACCCACAAGCCAAGGAGGUGGACAACCUGACACUUCGGAGGUUCCUGCGCGCGCGCGGCCAGGACGUGGGCAAGGCGUCGACGAUGCUGCUCAAGUUCGUGGCGUGGAGGCGGGAGGCCGUGCCGGACGGCGCCAUUCCGGCGGAGCACGUGCGAUCGGACAUCGCCGGCCAGAAGGUCUCCAUGGCCGGCGUCGACCGCGCCGGCCGCCCCGUCAUGCUUGCCUUCCCCGCCAGGCACUUCUCAGCUAACCGCGACAUGGCCACAUUCAAGCGAUUUAUCGUCUAUCUGCUCGACCAUAUCUGUGCCAGGAUCCCUCGAGGGCAGGAGAAGUUUCUGUGCAUCGUGGACCUCAAGGGGUGGGGGUACGCCAACUGCGAUGUCAGGGCCUACAUCGCGGCCAUUGAGAUCAUGCAGAACUACUACCCGGAGAGGCUAGGCAAGGCGCUCAUGAUCCACGUCCCCUACCUGUUCAUGAAGGCGUGGAAAAUGGUGCAGCCCUUCAUCGAUGCCAAUACCAAGGACAAGUUCGUGUUCAUCGACGACAAAAAACUGGAGGAAACGCUGAAGAGGGAGCUAGACGAGAGCCAGGUACCGGAGAUGUAUGGCGGGAAGCUGACUCUUGUUCCUCUCAGUUAGGACGAACAUGCACGGAAGGGGGUUCUCAAGAGGGAUGUAGAGUUGUCGACUCGAUCUCUGUUGUGUGUAGUAGUGAAACAAUUCGGGGUACCGAUCGAUAUCACACUCAGUGCAUGCUUGACAAUCGUGUUGAUGGAUAACAUACACAAAAACAUCUGACACGAUAUUUUUAGUAAUCGGGUCCAGCCUCGACUCACGAACGAGAUGGGCAUAGGUCCCAUUGAGGGUUGUGACAUCCUCGAACAAAGGUGACCGCUCGA
Messenger RNA from Lolium rigidum, 1088 nucleotides. RefSeq names its product phosphatidylinositol transfer protein 3-like. The record is from RefSeq and is a predicted model, not a curated record. The transcript is spliced from 6 exons. NCBI's taxonomy places the organism in Eukaryota, Viridiplantae, Streptophyta, Magnoliopsida, Poales, Poaceae. The coding region runs from base 106 to 828 and encodes 240 amino acids.